Messenger RNA from Vigna radiata var. radiata (mung bean), 1152 nucleotides. RefSeq names its product cytochrome c oxidase assembly protein COX19. The coding region runs from base 501 to 806 and encodes 101 amino acids. The record is from RefSeq and is a predicted model, not a curated record. The transcript has 8 exons. Lineage: Eukaryota; Viridiplantae; Streptophyta; Magnoliopsida; Fabales; Fabaceae.
UACCACCCAACUCAGUAUGCAAACUCCACUACAAAAGUAAUCGAUUUUAGUAGGGUUUUUUUUCAUCAAAUUUCCCCCAAAUCCCUUCCCCUCACCACAAUCUUCCCUUGCUUGUGUUCGUGGAGCGUCUUCCCCUGCUUGGGUCGAGCGUCGAGGUCGAGGUCGAGGUGGCGAGACGUCGAGGACUUUGCUGAAGGGUACCUGAGGCGAUUUUUAUCACUUCCGUCUCCAAUCCCUCAAACUCAAAUUAGCUUUUGAAGACAUCGUUGUAGCUAGUAGAGGUUGCAAGGUGAAUCAGAAAAUUAAUUGGGUCCAGGACCUUAUUCUCUUUGUAUAUAUUGGUGGUGCUUUUGAUCUCUUUCAUGCUGGACAUUUAGAGGGAUCUUGAGGCUUGGUAGGGUUUGCAGCUUUGGGUUUCUUUAAUUGCUUGUUUUUAAUUCCUGAAGUAAGUUUUGAAGACAAAAGAUCCCGUAUCAAAGCUUCCACAUGAAACCCUAGAAAUGAGUGCUGCAGGUGGUGCGUUUGGUGGCAACAGGGGGCUCCGUCCAGUGCCUCCCGAAAAGGGAAUAUUCCCAUUGGACCGUUUGCAUUUGUGUGACCUAGAGAAGGUGGAAUAUCUAAAUUGUUUGAAGACUGCUGGCCACCAGUCUGAAAAAUGCAGGCAAUUCUCAAAAAAAUACCUGCAGUGUCGUAUGGAGAGGAGCUUGAUGGCAAAACAAGACUUGGCUGAACUAGGUUUUAAGGAAAGUAAUGUAGAAACUCUUGGAGGGAAAGUUACUGAUAGGGUUGUCACUCAAGACCAAUAAACCCGAAGAAUUAAGAAUGCAUAUUGAUUUCGAGGUAGAGUUUUGGUAAUGCCAUUUUUGCCGUUAUCUUCCCAUUCGUUUGAAAAGUAAUGUCUAAGCAUGCUCUGAGAACAAAAGAUGUCAGUGAAUAGAAGAUGGUGAACAAUUUGUCCCAUUCCCUCUUUUAGACCCGUGGUUAUAAUUAUAUGGACGUUGAUUUUGUUCCUUCAUUGCAAUGAUUAAAAAAUUGACUGGGUUAGGCUAGUCAAUUCAAUCGAAAGAUUGGUGAACAAGUUAGCCGUUUUGUUUGUUUCAUUCGACCAUAUAAUUUCAAUUUAUAAUUGAAAGAUAUUAUCAUUAAUUUCAA